Molecule: messenger RNA, 1410 nt
Organism: Drosophila eugracilis
Lineage: Eukaryota; Metazoa; Arthropoda; Insecta; Diptera; Drosophilidae
Exons: 2
Coding region: 25-1209 (394 amino acids)
Source: RefSeq, a predicted model, not a curated record
UACAAACACAACCAGAGUUUUGUGAUGGCGACCUCUUAUUUAGCUUUUGCCGCAUCUGUGGCACUAAUUCUUUGGGUGUGGCCUGAAAAAUUGCAAUGCCAAGUGCGUUACGUGCGGCACCUCUCGGAGCUGCGGAUUAAAGGGCUUGAGGACUUGGCUGUUCACAUCCAGAGCUCCAUUAAUACUGACAAGUACGCAUGCGAGAGUUACUUCGACUAUGUAUGCAGCCGAAAUCGACCACUUUUCUCCAUCAUAGGCCACAAGCCACAGAUGAGCGACCUGAUGCAGUUGCUGACAGAACUUCAGAAUGACCCAGAGCAGUUCGAGGCAAAGCAAAAAAUGAUGGACUUCUUUAUAUCUUGCAACUUGCAACAUGAGCUGGAAGAUUGCUAUCGAGAAACCUUUGAGUUCUUUAAGCCACUUUUUGGGUACAUUAUUACAAAAAACUUGCUUUAUGAAGGAUCCCAGGAGCUAGACGUCUUUCUGGGCAUUUUGGACCGCUUCGUCGCGAGGAUGCAGAAAAACAGAGACUCGAAUCCCAUUCUCGGCAAACUUGCCACGUACAAGCAAAAGUUCAAAACGCCACGUGUCUACUUUUACGCCAGAGAUCUCAGCCGAGAGUACCAGGAACUACACAUCUACCGGGAGAGCUACGAGCACAACGUUCGCUACCUAGAGUUCCAUCGAAAGCAGAAUUCAACUUACGAGACUGGUGUUCAGCGCAUCAUGCUGGAUUGGAGCAUAUAUCUUUUCCAGAGCCGUAACAAACCCAUGUCGUAUUUUUACUCAACGUUUACCGUGCACUUGUACAUGAUGCUUUUUAACGGUCAGGACCGUCAGCGUGAUUUCACGCGAUUCCGCGAAGAAGUUGAGUGUCUGCGGCUGCCGCAAUUAGUAAAUGUCCUGGAUGAAGCCAGAAUGCUGGCCGUGAUCUACUUAAAGAGCUUUCGAGCCGCCUGGGUAGACUACAGCACCUGGAUAAAAACACCACCACAGAACAAUGGUAUCUACGAUUACGAGAACAGCAUCCUUCAAAAAUACAAUCUUGACAAUAAGCGCAUCUUUUUUACACUUUACGCUCAAAACUUUUGUGAGUUUGGCAAAGAUCUGGCUGAAAACGUCUUCUAUCUGGGCCUUAAGCAAAAUAAAGACUUCUUUGACAUAUACUCAUGUGGGUUUCAAACGAAAAACACUAUGACGUGUGUAUAAAAGAUUUUUAGUUAUACAUGUAAAAUAGAUAAUCAUGGGUGACACGGCAUGAAAAAUGUGAGAUUCUAUUUUUCAAACGCUUUUCUACUUGAACUACUUUUUUUUCUCGCUCUUUUUCCAAUAAUAUUUCUUUAACUCCUAUUUUCUGUAUAAUGAUAAAUUGUUUAUUGUGAAUUAAAUAAAUUUAAAUGACACCCUUAA